Pungitius pungitius (ninespine stickleback) is the source of this 2977-nucleotide messenger RNA. It is a transcript of the gene rtn4rl2b, whose product is annotated as reticulon 4 receptor-like 2b. The transcript is spliced from 4 exons. The record is from RefSeq and is a predicted model, not a curated record. Gene Ontology annotation, molecular function: protein binding. The coding region runs from base 146 to 1504 and encodes 452 amino acids. Lineage: Eukaryota; Metazoa; Chordata; Actinopteri; Perciformes; Gasterosteidae.
GGGUAUAAACAGCUUCCCGGGACUCCGGGACGUCACUGCCUCAACGCGCAGCGACUCGUUCACCAGGGCUGAACCCCAGCAGAGAUAGCAGCGAGCAGGCACUCACACGCCGCGCAGGCUAACUCGCUUUCGGCUUUGGUUCGAGAUGGUGACCCGUUGCACCGUGACGCGCUGCGGCGCCCGCAACUUUAAAGGUGGACUUUCUUUGUGGCUGAUACUGUGGCUGGUGGUGGUGAAGUCGGGCGGGGUAUCAGCAUGUCCCAAGCUGUGUGUGUGUUACCCUUCGCCCAUGACGGUCAGCUGCCAGUCCCAGAACAUCACCAUAGUGCCGGCUGGUGUGCCGUAUGACUCACAGCGGGUUUUCCUGCAGAACAACCGCAUCACGGAACUGCGUGCGGACUCUUUUGGCUUUGAGACACAGGUGCUUUGGCUUUAUGGCAACAACAUCACAUGGAUCGAGGCCGGCGCCUUCAGUAACCUCAGGGUGCUGGAGGAGCUGGAUUUGGGAGAUAAUCCGUUACAGCGCUUGGAAGGGGGAGCCUUCAGGGGCUUGGAGAAGCUGCAGAGCUUGCACAUGCAUCGCUGCAAGCUGGCAGCUCUUCCCCGUGACCUCUUCCUCAAAUUGUACAGCUUGCAAUUCCUCUACCUGCAGGACAAUCAGCUCCACUUUCUGCAGGAUGACCUUUUCUCAGAUCUCGUCAAUCUCAACCACCUCUUCCUGCAUGGAAACCGCAUCCGAGCCCUUUCUGAGAAUGUGUUCAGAGGCCUGGUCAACCUGGACCGCCUCCUUCUCCACGACAACCGAGUCAGGCAGGUCAACCGCCGGGCUUUUCGCGACCUGGGUCGCCUGACCAUCCUUUACCUGUACAACAACUCACUGGCUGAGCUGCCAGGCCAGGCCAUGAAAGACACCCAAGGCAUCCAGUUCCUCCGCCUCAAUGACAACCCCUGGUCCUGCGGCUGUGAGGCUCAAACCCUCUGGGAGUGGUUCCGCAAGGCGCGCAUCUCCUCCUCCGAGCUCAUGUGCACCUCACCAUCCCACCGUCGUGGCCAGGACCUCCGAUUCCUCAGGGAGAUGGACUUCGCCCUCUGCCCUCUGCCUGACCCCGGCUCCCUGGCAGGAACCACCACGAAAACCUUCAGCACCAAGACCCGCUGGUGGUUCUCCAAGCACAAGCCCGCAUCUUCAUCCAAGGCCUCGUACAGGAAGACCACUGAGGCAUUGGGUAAGCCUCAGUACCUCCCCAAAAACCCCUCCGAAACCUUCUCCUCCAAGUACGAGCUGUCGGAGGAUGAGGUGGCACUCCCCAAGCUGGACCAAGAAGAAUACUGGGCCAACUACGGAAACGAAGAUGCCUCCGUUCCCUGCUUUGAUCUGGAGUGCCCGCCAGGUUAUAACAACCGAGCCUUCCCCUCAUCCUCCUCCAUUCCCAGCACCCCGUCCCUCCUCCACCUCCUCUCCCUCUGCAUCGUCAGAUUCUCCCUCCAUUUCCUUUUUGGCUGAACUCUUCUCUCCUCCACUACAUUUUUUUCCCCUCUGAUUUCUCCCUGGGCUCUUUCCCGACUCUUAACAAAAAACGUAAUUCCUUUCAGUUACCUCCUCGAACUCGCAGGAGGAGCUACACUGAUGCAGGUGACAGACAGGCGAGCCAGCAGGGAGCUGUUGAGCUGAUGUAGAGCAGGGCAGAAAUUCAAUGUUGAAGUAGCUGCUGCUGACGAGUACAGGCUUCAAAAAGUAGGGCUCAGACCAUCGCAACUGACUCCGAUAGAGGCGGCGAAAAGGCCGAAACCUACCACAACACGAGGAAAGGAUAGAACACUAUAUUCACAGAAACAGUUGGUGAUGUCUCCAUAUGUUUUUUAAUAUCAGCUGUAAACGACGCAGGCGUUGGGGAUCAUUGAUCAUCAGCUAUUUUCUAUAUCAAGAGCACACUAUCCACUCACUGCUUACAUUGUCUCUUACUGAUCAUUUUCAUCGUGAAAGUGACGGUCAAUGAGAAAGUGACAUGUGAUGAAAUAAAAAGUAGAAAAUACAGGCACAAUUGAAAAGUAAAUCAAUACGAAUAUAGGCCUAAGAUAUGCUUUCAAAGGCAGAGAAUGUGGAGAGGAUCAAUAGAACUGCAGUCGAGAGCAGCUCUCCUUUCUCCUUCAGAUUCAAAACACAAAGGUGCAAUCAAACCACCACCACCCACUCUUGUACAUACCACGCACCAUCACUGUACAUAUCCCAUCCUAAACUACUCUGCAUUUAAGACUAGCUGGAUUUUGUACUCUUCAUUUCAGUACCAUUCAAUGAAGGACAGCUUGUGGUGAUAGAAGAGAUACCUGGGUUGUAAAUGGAAGGCAAACUGUUGAAAAGUGGAAACUCCAUUUUCGCCCGCUGUGUUUUCUGGUCUCUUUGAUUGGGUCUUCUCUUAAACCAUUGUGUGACACAAGGCAAAUCCUUUACAGCCCUUUGUGUUAUAUGAAGCCUCAGGUAUCUCUCUUUUGGCUCCUGUUGGAUUAUAGGUGAUAUACUUUAAAUGGUUAAAAAACUGUACUUUUUCAGAAAUGUAUGAGGACAAAUCCAUUUAUUUUAUUAUUUAAAUCCAUCAUAUUCAUCCAAUUUUUGUAUUGUAUGGUAUCACAGACCACUAUUAGACCACAUGGACGAUCAAGCUGUCAUACAUCAAAUCAUCUUUUUCAUAUUAAAGCUCUACUUUAUAAGAUAACCUUUCUGACUCCACUGUGUGUUUGAGUUCAUGGGCAAUCUGUUCAUCAGGAUGCCAGUCCGACCUGACUGUGAUCUGCAUUUUUCAUCUCGCUCAUGACGUUCCUUUUCAAUCCUAAAUGAUAGAAAGUUAAAACGUUCAAGCGACACUGUAAAUGAGUUUCUACACAAAAAGGAUGCUGUGACACUGGUCAAUCAUGUAUUUUUCAAAAAUCUGUUGGAAAAAUGUUUUGUUUGAAUUGAAAUAAAGAAGAAAACAAAAGAGAA